Molecule: messenger RNA, 3644 nt
Organism: Mycena citricolor
Lineage: Eukaryota; Fungi; Basidiomycota; Agaricomycetes; Agaricales; Mycenaceae
Source: the annotation of a GenBank genome assembly
CAAAAUUAAUUCUAAUUUUUUCUUUGAUACGGGCAACUACGGCGGGUCGAACUCGAGACAGACAGGAAGAGCACGGAGAGGAACGGAACAGCGGGGGAAGCCGGGUCCGACGAAAUCGAGCCAAUUAUGAGGGUGGAGAAGCCUUGACAAGCAAGGCAAUCUUCCGAUGUGCUCUAAUGCCGAUGAUAUCGAGCGCUUCCCAAUCAGGGAACAACCUGGCGCAGGCUGUGCGUGCCCAAUCAUUCGAUUCUCCACCCGCCAUGUUCACAGGCUUGAUCGAGCACCUCGGCACUGUCGCGAGCAUCGUUGUGGACGAUGCUGGAUGUACACUAACCAUCUCGGACGCAGCACCAAUCUUGGGUGACGCGCACAUCGGAGACUCCAUCGCGGUCAAUGGGGCUUGCCUAACCGUCACCGCUUUUGACGCUGCGGAAAAGGGCGGCUGGUUCACGGUGUGGCUUGCCAACGAGACCUUGCAGCGCACGGAUCUGGGAGAGCGCAAGGUGGGAGAGCAACUCAAUCUCGAGCGAGCCAUGGGUGCCCAUGUGCGAUUCGGAGGGCAUUUCGUGCAAGCGCACGUCGACACAACUGCAACUGUGGUUGACCAAAAAUCAGACGGAGACUCGCUCCGCCUGACGUUCCAAUUCCCUAAACCUACCGCAGAACGGCCGUCCCUGCUCCGUUACAUCAUCCCUAAAGGCUACGUGACCAUCGACGGCGCGUCCUUGACUGUUACGGGCGUUGAUGACGCGGCACGCAAAUUCAGUGUGAUGCUCAUCCAACACACUCAGGAGAAGAUCACUCUGAGCAAGAAACCCCUCGGUGCGACCGUCAACAUUGAAGUGGACAUGGUGGGCAAGUACGUAGAGAAGAGCGUCGUAGGUGCACUGGGAGGCAGUGGAGAUAGCGGCUUGAAAGCGAUGAUCGAAAAGGUUGUGGAAGAGGUUUUGGUCAAGAAGGGGGUGUUGGCUCCAAAGUGAUGAUCACAUCACAAGGUCGACUACAAACUCAAGCUUGUACUUUUACCUAGACCGUCGUUUGAUGGACUCUGGCUCUGGCCUGCGCGGAAAGGUUACUGUGAAAGUAACCGAGGCGUCGCCGCGACGGCCCUAUGCAGCCCGUUCACCGUCGCCGUUCAAGUCGAAUACAUCGAACAUUCCGUCCAACAUUCCGCCGCCUGUGUUCCGUCCAAAGUCCAAAGUGAAUAGCACCGCGACAUCGACCCUUGUACGCAAGGCGGCGAGUACUGUCUCUCCGUCCACGAUAUCUAGAAGUGGUUCCGUCAAGAGCUCCGUCAGCACGAGAACUGCUGCCCCUAGUCUGACACCCCGAUCGGGAUCCCCUACGAAGCAACUUGGAACAGUUCGGCCCAAGGCAACCGUAACACGCGGUCUGACAGCUCGAGCGGUUCCCACUGUCCAGGAUGCGCGCAGGCAUUCCUUGACAGGAUUCGACUACGCGUCCCGCAACGCGCCCAUCACCGUUUCCGACAUUCUCAAUCUCUCCGACGACGAGAGAACGACCGGCAGCUCUGGUCCCUCACCGCGCGUUACAGCGAAAGUGUCCAGAUUUGCGAAGCAACAGACCAACGUCGACGACUCGCUCUCCUCGUCUCCUCACUAUGGGUCCUUGCGCGCACAAGCACCCCUCCGACCUCGGGUCCCGUCCGUUUCCUCCACCGCCUCCUCAUCCUCCAGUCCAUUUCACCCGCCAUCAUCCAUAGCGUCGACACCAGCGGGCCGAUACACCGCUUCUGUCCGAUCAAGUGCAAGCGCCAGCCCGUCCGGCGGGGGCUCCCCCUACCAAUCCUUUCCCGAGGCGUCGUCGAGCAGUCAUGCUGCGCGCUAUACAUCUCCACCCCGCACCAUCAACGGCAGCGCGUAUAACAGCCCGAUUGCCAAAGUUGAUCCUGCGGCUGUUCCCUUGCCCACCAAUUCCCCGCCGACUUCUGCGUUGUCGUAUUCCUCCCGCUCGUCUGUGGCCGACUCCAACUCGCGACUCAAGGUUCAUGGGGCGCUGGAAAUGCUCAUGGGCCUCAGUGCGCAAGACGACGACGACGACGAUGACGAUGACGACGACGAAGAUGAUAAUGAUGAAGAAGACAUUGAUUCGGAGGCUGAGAAGGUCCGGCAAGUAGAACGAGAAGUCAGGGCAGAGGCGAAGUCAGUACGGAAGAUUGCCGACCUUGAGAUAACGAACAAAUCUCUACUGACCAUCAAUGCGUCCCUCGAGCAAACGAAGCACCGACAGGCCAAAGAGAUCCGGGAUUUGCGACGUAAGUUGCGCGAAUCUCGGCUGGUCCUUCCUCCCCGGGACUUCCGCAAGCUGGACGAACCGGAACCGGAACUGGAGGAAGAAGAAAGCUCAGAUUCGGAGGAAGAGGAGGAGGAGAAUGAAGCUGAUAACACUAAAGAUGAAGGAUACCGGCGAGUGAAGGCAAUCCUAGAGACGCUGCUGGAGUCGGGUCGACGGGCAUUAGAGAGCACGCCAAAGGACUUUCCGGAGCCCGUCAAGAUCACUAAAGUGCUGAGCGCUUACGAAGUUGAAGAAGCCGCAGAUGGAGACGACGACGAGGCGGACGAGAGCAUGCAACAGACGGUGAGUUUCCGGUCAGAAGAUGAAGUGGAGGAAUUGGCGAUGGCGCAUUCGAGGUCACCGUCGCCUUUUGUGCCUCCCACAUCGUAGCAGUCAAGAUUAAUACAAUAAUCUCUCAUGGAAUUCUCUAUAUAGAAACAUACCCAUGCAUCCAUCCGCAUGCUUAGUACUACUACAGGUCCAUUGUACAUUAUCUACCCAACUAGUCGUCGUCAUCCCGGAUCUGCUGUGCUCUUUUCGCAAGCUGGAAGCAAGGCAAUCAAUGGAUCGCUGAAAGAUAUCGUCUGGUCACUUACGAUUGCAGCCAAAUCCAUGCCGCCACCACCAGCAGCAACACCUCCAAUGGGCUUCGGUUUUGGUGCACCUGCGGCAGUCGGUCUUGCAGCCGUGGGCACCGGCGGCUUCAUCCCAGGCUUGGGUGCACCUGGCUUCGCUGCGACAGGCGGCUUCGGUUUCGCUGCAACAGGAGGCGGCGCCUUCCCAGCAAGCGAGCUUCCAGGUCGUGAGCUGGCUGGGGUAGAAUCGGUAGAAGCGGGCUUCUUCCAGCCGUUGCCAUUCGCCAUGCCAGGGAUGGCCACAGGCCGUGCUGAGGCAUCAGCUGUCACGGGCGCAGCUGCAGGUUUCGUCGGAACAGGCCGUCGAGUGGGAGGCGGAGGUGCAGCUACACUCGGUGCCGGCGCCAGUUCGAGAUAGUUGUUGGGUGCCCAGCCCUGUGCGCCGCCUUUCUUCACAAGCCACCAACCAUUGUCAUCCUUCUCGAGAAGCUCGACGAGGUCGUCUUUCGUCAGACUCAUCUCCCCUUCCUCUCCAGUGAAGUCGAACUUGGCCCGAUACAUCGGUGUCGAUGAGGCAACCGGCGCUGGCGGUGGAGGCGGUGGAGGCGGCGGCGCCAUACUCGUUCGUUUCACUGUCGUCGGAGUUGGCUUGACUGCAGCCGCUACCACAGGCUUGGGAACCGCUGCUGCCAUAGGCCUCGCCGCUGGCGCAACCUCUGAUUUACCAGGCAAUGGCCGAGCAGCAGGCUUCGGCUUUGAGACAGGCUUCGGUUU